Adineta steineri is the source of this 1567-nucleotide messenger RNA. The record is from the annotation of a GenBank genome assembly. Lineage: Eukaryota; Metazoa; Rotifera; Eurotatoria; Adinetida; Adinetidae.
AUGAAUUUUAACACUAUUGAUUUAAAUCAAGCAGAAAAAGCAGUUGCUUCAUUUACUACUGAUGAUAAUGAAGCGAGAUAUGAACCAAUAACAUUGGAUCUACAUAAUGAAGCACGUCGUAAUUAUUUACCUUUAUUUCCAACCAUUGCUUUUAGUCGAAAUAAUUAUCUACUUUUAGCUAAUGUGCCAGUGACUCAACUUGGACCUAGUGAAAUUGCUCGACGUCAACAUGGAGCAAAUACUGUUGAUGCAAUAACACUAAUGAACAAUUAUAAGUAUUCUGAUCAUGAUGGAUUUAGUUUGUCUGAACAAGAUGCUGAAGAAUUAUCGAAACGAUUACAAAUUGGAAAGUCAAUUAUCACAUUUAAUGCUAAUCAAAUUCGUGGUAUCUGUUAUUAUUUUCUUGAAUUAUAUAAAUCAUAUCGAAAAAAUAUUCUACUUCAAAAUGAUAUUGCCUUAGAAGAAUUCAUACUUAAUUCGAAACAAAUGAUCGUGCUACUUGAAUUCUAUCUACAAAUAGAUGUAGAUAUAUUCUACAUGAAAACUUGUUCGUUUCGUGGAGCUGAACCACAAUCCAUUGUGGAAGGUCUAUUCUGUGGAAAGGAUGGACCACAUGCGCGAUAUACAAUGUCUCCAUGUGUCAAUCCAUUUUGUCCAUGUUGUCAUCCGUCAAGAAUGGGUGAUGGAACACAAAAUCAAUUAGGACCAGUCGUUGAUUUCGAUACAAGUUCAAUGCAUCAAUUUUUGAAUGGAUAUACAACUUAUCUAAAUUGUCCAGUCACAUGUAGAACAUCGAAUGUGAUCUAUACGAUGACAUGUCCAUGUGGUUAUUAUGAUUAUGUCGAUUCAACUGCAAAGACAUUAGUUGAUGCUAUAGUUUAUCAUCGAAAACAUGGUAAUCGAAUUAUACAUGAAAUGUUAACUGGUAUUUCCCGAUCUCCACGCACACUAUUCGAUUCAAACGAAAGCGAAAACAAAAUGAUCGAUAAAAUGCGUCUCUAUCAACAUUCUGCACGAUGUCCAACAGCACUUCGUUUAUUUCUCGACUGUAAUCCGAACUAUUGGUGUUUUAUUCCUAUGGUGAAGCAUGAGGCACUUGCUGAAGACAUUGCUUAUAUUCGGCAAGCGAGAGAAAGUUCUUCCUUCCACGAAACAACAGAUGCUCAAUUAAUUAAUACAAUGUCAGUGAGUCCUAAUAGUAAAAAUCCUCGAGUGACUCAUUAUCUUAAUCAUGUACCACGACCACCCUCGACUAUCUAUACCUUUUCAUAUGAACAAAAAGAAAAACAAUGCUUAUUUUUUGAAGAAUUUCUCUCGUCUUCUAUUGAUUACUUGUCCUAUUCAGCAAUGAACUUGUAUAAAAUAGCAAUUAUUGCCGUUUGUAAGUGCACACAAAUUUUGAUCUAUGAUAUUGAUGAUAAUUAUAUUUUUCUUCUCCUUUUUUUUUUGUUUAUUCAACAUUUAUCUAGUGCCAGAUGAUUGUUCGAUUAUACUACAAUAUAUUAUUGAAACAUUGUUCAUUAUUCAUGGUGAAACUAAAUUAAAUAUGAUUUGUCCUAUUGGUGGU